AAAACACCAUUUUUUUUACAGCUUUUACAAAUACGUGAUACCCAGAAAGUUAAUUCAAUGUUUUAAAAUGAUUUUGUUUCAACUUAAACGCCGAAAUGGAGUAAUUUAUUAUAACUUCACUUCCGGUAUCCGCUGAUGAAGCCACACCCACUUUUGUUUGCAGUGCGGCGGGAAACGUGGGGUUCUGUUUUAGGGUUCAGUUUGAAGGAAAAUGAUUUUAAGUGCAAAAAUCUUUUAGAAACAUUUACAUUUUACACGAUGAGCAAAUUAACAUCUGCUACGAGAAAUAAGACACGAGCAGGAAAGAAGCUCUGCAGGACGGGAGGAAAACCAGAAGAGCUGCCUGAGUCGUUGUAUCACCGCUUCCAUGAUGCAGCAGAGCUUCAGCUGUUCCGCACUCACCUGCUAUCCUGGUACGAUCAGACGAAGAGAGAUCUGCCCUGGCGUAGGCUGGCCAUGACUGAGAAGGAUGAUAACGUCACGACGUACGGAGUUUGGGUGUCGGAGGUCAUGCUCCAGCAGACUCAGGUUGCCACGGUGAUUAAUUACUACAACCGCUGGAUGAAGAAGUGGCCGACAGUUCAACACCUCGCAGCAGCUUCUUUAGAGGAGGUGAAUCAGAUGUGGUCGGGACUCGGAUAUUACUCACGAGGACGGAGACUUCAUGAAGGAGCUCAGAAGGUAGUGCGUGAUUUUGGUGGCGAGAUGCCAAAAAGUGCUGAAAAUCUUUUGAAACAGCUUCCCGGAGUCGGGCGAUACACAGCAGGAGCUGUGAGCUCCAUCGCACAGGGGCAGGUGACAGGUGUGGUAGACGGAAAUGUGACACGUGUGCUGUGUCGUGUUCGUGCGAUCGGAGCGGACAGCAGCAGUGCUCAUGUAACUGAUGCACUCUGGAAGUUAGCUGACAUGCUGGUGGAUCCAGAGCGACCUGGAGAUUUUAACCAGGCUCUCAUGGAGCUUGGAGCCACAGUAUGUUUGCCGAAAAAUCCUCAGUGCGCUCAGUGUCCUGUUCACACACACUGCCACGCCUACAACAAGGUUCGAAUGGAACAAGACAGAAGAUCGGAAAGACUUCUGAGUAAAUGUGACUCGACGUUGAGCAGCUCCAUCCCUGAUAUAGAGAACUGCAUAAGCCCCCUAGGCUGUAAUCUGUGUCUGUCAGAGGACUGGGACAGUGAACUCGGGGUACAGAAUUUUCCCCGUAAGCCGGUGAAGAAGGCGCCUCGUGUGGAGCAGACGUUAGUCUGUGUGCUUCAGCGGCAGAGUGACACCGACGGCGAGACUCAGUACCUGCUUACACAGAGGCCCAGUAAAGGGCUGCUGGCAGGAAUGUGGGAGUUACCCAGCAUGCUCCUGGAAAACGGUGUGCCCGAGAAGAAGCACAGAGCCCUGCUAAAUGCUGAGGUGCAAAGGAUUGUGGGAACUGUGGCAGAGUCCUUACAGUAUGUGGGAAAAGUGGUCCACAUCUUCUCACACAUUCACCAAACGUAUAUAGUUUACAGUGCAAGUGUGUGUGAGUGUGUAGAGGUUCAGAGAGACCAAAAGAUCUGCUGGCUCGAACAUUCAGCUCUGCAGGAGGCUGCUGUGUCUACCGGGGUUAAAAAGAUAAUGAAGCUUUAUGACGAGUCCACAAGCAAACUGCAUGACACAAAGAAUAAGAAACGAAAGCAAAUUCCUCAAGCUGAAAAAGACAAGAAGGUCAAACGAUCAGGAAGUGCAGAUAACGGCGGCCCCAAGCAGCUCUCACUUACACGGUUCUUCACCACCUCAAAACCGACCAGCAUCUGAAGAUUACAGUCCGACACCAUUUGAUUCUGAUCUCAUCAAUACGACUUAAGUUGGAUCUUCAGGUCUGACUCAUGAUUCGGGUCAGAUCUCACAAUCUUGCACAUCAAAUUUCUGAAUCCGACUCAGUUCUGAUCUCUGUAGCUGGCUUAUGUUUCAUUUAAGAUCUCACUAUCCAACUCAUGAUUUGAUUCAUUUAUAUUCAAUUCAAUUGCAAUCCAAUAGAUUCGAUCUCUUGGUUUUGGAUCUUGUGAUAUGACUCAGGAUUUGAUUCACAUUCUGAUUUCCAGGAGACAAUUUGAAGUUGAUUAUUAUGCAUUUUGAUUCUUGAUGUAUUCAGUCCACAGUACAUUAUGCAUAUUUCCCUGAACUGAGAGCCUUAAAACAUAACAUUUUACAUUUAUUUGAAUGAAUUUCUUUUCUCGUUACCAUAUUUUAUGUAAUCUGUCAUUGUAUUUUCUAAAUAAACACUGACCAAAAACA
This is a messenger RNA of Silurus meridionalis, 2268 nucleotides long. RefSeq names its product mutY DNA glycosylase (gene mutyh). Lineage: Eukaryota; Metazoa; Chordata; Actinopteri; Siluriformes; Siluridae. The record is from RefSeq and is a predicted model, not a curated record. Gene Ontology annotation, cellular component: nucleus. Gene Ontology annotation, biological process: base-excision repair; mismatch repair. The coding region runs from base 136 to 1788 and encodes 550 amino acids. The transcript has 15 exons. Gene Ontology annotation, molecular function: oxidized purine DNA binding; 8-oxo-7,8-dihydroguanine DNA N-glycosylase activity; purine-specific mismatch base pair DNA N-glycosylase activity.